AUGAAGAAUAAAGCCAAUGGUCACGUGGUCAACCUCUUACCUUUCCUGUAAACGUGAUGUUUAAUUUCUGCGAUUAUUUUAGAAUAAGGAAACUGUCAGAACUUUGACCACGUUUGAGUGCAACAAGAGAAAAGUUACCACCGGCAGAAUAGCCCGGCUGUAAGCUAAUACUCUUGUUUUUCUGGGCUAAAUCAGAAGCGGAUCAGGUUUAACUUGCAACUUUCCGUCAAACUUCCGUCUUCGCGUGGCUGUGAAAGAAAACGAUCGUAAAACUACAAAAAUGAAAACCGUAAACUCUUCAAGGAUCUCAACGAGUUUUUGAGUUUGUUCCGUCAAUUAGACCAUCGUCCCUUUCGGUGGUAUUAGUUUUAGUUUGCGGAUGUCUCUGGGUGAAAAAUGAAGCAACAAACAAACGACUGAUUUCUCUGAAAUCUCGUAUUUACUGUGUUCCUUGCACUAAGCGUGGCACGAUUGAUAAUCUUGACAUGAUGACUUUCUAACCGACAAAAAAAAUCCCAAUAGACCUUUCCAAGAAGAUGCAGACACAAGUUUCAGAUGAUGGGAACGGCUAUACCUCAGGUAAAAUUUAUUCUUACUCUUCUUACUUGGAUGGCCUUAUGUACAUUGAGGAUGCUUAGACCUGCUUUUAUUCUCCCUCGGUUAAGACACAACCUUUCAUGACGUGAGUUCGCGUUAACAACACGGGAUCUUAUUGCUAUUCCAAAAUAGUAUCAGAUUUUAACUUAGACGGUAUGAAACUGUUUUGUAAUGCUCCCUAGAUGUCAGUAAUUAUGCCACUGCCACUGAUAAAAAACCGAAGAGAUCUACAGCGUAAAUGAAGUUGAAUUUAUAAAUAAUGUGUCUACAAGGACAGAGCAAGAUUCCUUUACGCGCCAGACACAUAGUCGAUAUCAUUACUAUACAGCUUCAUGCAUUUGCUUCUGGUUUGAAGUUGAGUUGAGUUGAGUUUAUUAUUUCCCAUAAUAUUAUACAGUACAUACGGUGUGUUACAAUGUAAUAAAUUUGGGAGGAAGACUAAAGAAACCCUGAAGGUAACAAAAGAUCUAUUGAAAUUCAUUGAAAUGGUAUCAGUGAAAUAGGUAAUUAACGGACAGAGAUACAAUAAUUGAUCUUACACAUAUAUAUCAAAUAUUUCACUCUGUACUGAGUACUUAUUUACAGUACUAUCACUACAUGGGAUGGGAGAAAGGCUUGAAAGAUCUACUUGAAUUACUGAAAUCGAGUUAUUUGGGGUCUCGGAAUUCAAAGGUAUUGCGUGACCAAUUUCAAGCAAUAAUGACCCGAUUCUUGGCAAUUCAUUUUUAGGUUUAUCUGUUUGCUUUAGAUUGAGCUAUUUUCGUUCAUUGUUUAGCACUUUCUGGAUAAAUUUUCGAAUAGUAUAGGCAUUAUAGAUCAGUAUAGACAAAAGGCGUGUAUUAAGAGAUUAUUCAUGGAGAUAUUUCCGUUUCUUUUAAAGGAGUUCAGUCUAAUUACCUUUCUUAACCCUUACGGGAUUAAAAGAGCGAUUGAAAGUAGGUGUUUUCAAGAUCUCAGUUGGCUUGAAAUUUGUGCGUAGGUCUUAAGAUUCGAUUCUUGUUCUAAUUCCCCAGUCGUCAAAUGGCAAUUUAAGGGCAGAAAACUUCAGCCAAGUGCAAAGUAUUUGAUUAAGGAAGGAGAGUUGAUCGUUAGAAAUCUGAAUUACAGCGAUGCUGGACCGUACACAUGUGCUGCCAGAAGUAUUCUUGGAUCGUCCGAGGCAACUGGUAACUUGUCUCUUCGAGGUGAGAGAGAAAUUUUCUUUUUUUUGGUUUAAUGUUAUGGCAGGCCGUUAAAUUUUGUUUGUUACAUGUCCUCGCAAGGUAAGGUUGCGAGAAUUAAACAGCACGUUUCAAAACAUCUAAGGAAUCCUGUGAGAUGUAAAGGCAUAGAGCACCAUCCUCAAUUAAUUGAUAACUUUAUUAACGUGUCAUAGCUUCUAGCGUAAGACAAGUGUUGAACUCAAGGGACACUCCCCUUGUCAUCUUACCUUAGAGUUAAUUGAGCCAACCCUGUGCCUCACUGAAGAAACACCGUGCAAGGGCCUGUUUACAUGGAGGUGGGGGACCCCAGGUAGGUGAGGUAACCCGCUUUGGUGGGUAAACCGCUUCUCCACAUAAUCUCUCAUUUUAAUUUGAUCACGUUUACAUGAUACGUGGGGUGACCCUCCGCAUGUUACCUCACCUAUCUGGGGUCCCCCACAUCAUGUAAACAGGCCCUAAAAUGCCAAGGUCGAUUCGUGACCCUUUCACACUUUUCGUAGCCAUGACUUCAAAUUCUAAAAAAAAGACACUAACAGAGUGCUAACGAAUUAUUUGAAUUUGUUUCUUUUCUCGUUUUCCUUUCUGUUAUACAGAUGAACAUCUUGUGCAAAGUUUCCCGAAAAAGAAAAGAUUUAAGUAUUGUCAUCUUUCUCAGUUGCAAUCCUUUAGACUAUAGGAGGGCUUCAUAGUAUAAACCAGAUAAUUUUUUUUUCAGGUCUUCCAUCCUUCACAAAAGUUCCACCUUCACUUGCCACACCAGUACAAGGCACUACGUUUCAAGUAACCUGUCAAGCAGAAGGCUAUCCUCGUCCUGCAGUAAACUGGAUUCGAGCGGUGCUACCUUUUCCUGCCGGCAGGACUGAGGUAAACAAGGGUACUUUAACCAUUAAGAACCUGAUCCCGGCUGACAACGGUUUGUACGAAUGUGUGGCAACAAACAUCAUUGGAACGAAGAAGGCCAGGAUCAAUGUGCCAGUACAACGCAGCUCAGCUGCAGGUUUGUCCUUUGCGGCAAGGCAGGGGCGGAUCCAGGAUUUUUCUAAGGUGGGGUUGCUCCAUUAAGGAAUGGCGUAACUGACUGGUGACGUAAACCAGGAGCCUAUAACAAGGCUUUUUCGGUGCCAAACUACUUGAACACCAAUAAAUCAGAUUAUUUAUCAUUAUUAUUAUUAUUAUUAUUAUUAUUAUUAUUAUUAUUAUUAUCAUUAUUUAUUUUUAGUUUUUGCAGAAUACUAGUUAUAUUAUAUGCGCAAACCUGCACCCUCCUCCUAGAUCCGCCCAUGCAAGGUCUGCACAGACAUAAAUGGAACAUUUAGUGAUAUGUAACAUAAUCCUUAAUGGAGAGCAUGGUUACAGAUUAUAGAUACUGAAGGACCAUUAAGGUUCGUAUAUCCAGUUCAAGACCUUAUAUAUGCUAGGACAUUAUUAUCACAACUUCACUCAGGCUUCUUAAGUUAAAUUUGUAUAGGACUGACAGUGAUGGUCUUUCAUAUUGUUAUAAAAAGAGUGUCAUUGUUAUAGGUUGACCUGUGAGUAACAAGUUCUUAAAGGGAAAAGGAGAGGGGAGCCUUCACAAGAGUUUAAAUUUGAAAUACUAAAAAUUUCCUCGCCAGAAAAUAAAUUGGCACUUGAUAUCCAGUCUCUUGUCACUUGGAUGCCGUUACACUUGGCAAGGAAAUGAACUGUUGAAGCGUUUUUAAACAGUUCUAGUUAUAUUCUUGGCCAUAACAGCGUUUUUUUUUGCCAAAUAAAACAAGUAGAUUUUUUUCCUCCCAGGUUUGCACGACUCCGUUAUUGUGGGAAGCAACAAUAAGUACUUAACCUCGUUCAACAACUGGCUGGCACCUGUUGCAAAAAGCGUUAAUUCUCUCUGGAAACGCUGUUGGCGUGCAUCCGUGGACGGCUGGGCUGCAAGUACAUUUCACUCCCAAUGUGAAGGCAAGGGCCCGACUGUGACAAUAAUAAGGGUCGGGAGAUACAUUUUUGGAGGAUACACCAGUAAAUCUUGGGGUAAGUGCGCAUUGUAAGGGGCGGCUACCUGUACCUUUGCAGUUACUUGCAUGGAUAUGUUCGGCUAAAAGUUCAGCUUGAUAGCUUUGUACUGAGAAAUGUGGAGUCAGUUUGACCUUACAUGGUUAAGCAGUAGCCGAUAAAGGAUUCAGGUUGGCGGAUUUAGACUCGGACGCGCACCCCUUCGCCCCUCCAAAACCGAGGAUCCUCUCCUAGACUCACAAGGAAUGAGCAAAUGUGGCAGAAAAACAACAACAAGUCAGAUCAUGAUUUUAACAGAUUUGCUUGUACAAGUUACAAAAGGAAAUAUCUAAUUACCCAACGUUUUAUGUAUUAUUUUUCAAAUAUUUUUUUUGCUCGAAUCUAUUGCUUUGUAAUUGCGAAUUUUUGCUUUUAGACAGCUCCCAUAGACGGAAACCUUUGCUCCAGUAAGCGCACAGUCUCUUAGGUUUUAGGACCCCGAUUGUUAAUGUCCCGUUCAAAAAUUGGCUGCUUGUUGGAGGUUUUAUUGUAAGCAACAAAAUGAAACACUGCGUGAUAAACACAAAGUAUACACAUUCUCAUGGUUAUUUUAUCAAUAAUUUGUAAAGCACUUAGUAUCUGUAAAAUUUUGUUCCACUAAUUGUAUAUUACUAGGCGACCCAGUGAUUUACAUUUUUUCGUUUUAAUUGGAUGUGUUUGGAGUUAUUCUUGUCGAGGGUAUAGAUGUAAGCAGGGUAAUAUGAUUGAUCAUGAGUGGAUUUCAAUUCAGGGGGUAAUCGGUCGUGUAUUUCAAAUUGGCCGAACGCGUAUUUUUUUGUUUAUUUACAUUGUUAAUGCACGGAUAUAUGUUGAGAGAAGAACUAAAAAAAGGCCUGAGUUCCGGAUUGGAAUUCUCGACACACUUCAUGAGUUAUCGGAAAUUUUAGUACUGGGCUCGCAAAACGAAAGUACUGCAUCGAGCGCUCACUGUUUUUUUUUUUAAGUGUCUUGUGUUCAUUUUUGCCUGCGUCGCAGCAGACGCUCUAAUUUACCUCCUGUAUCAGAAAAAAUAUCCCAAAUGGCACUUUUUUUCCAUCUCUAUUUUCUUGUAGGUUCUGGCUCUAGGUAUCGGUACGACUCAAACGCCUUUUUAUUCUCACUUGUAAACAAGCCAGGAUGGGCACCCGUCAAGCUGCCUCAGACAGGGAAAUAUAGCUCCAGAAGGAAACAUUCCAUAGACGAUUACCCAUCAUAUGGGCCUGCAUUCGGAGGAGGACAUGACAUUCACAUAUCAAACUACGCAUCUUCCCAUCGCAAUUCAUAUAGCAACCUUGGCUUUACUUACAGCCCACCGAGCGGGUACAGCUACGGCAACACCUUCGGCAAAACAUUCCUGGCAGGAACAUACCAGUUCACACCAGGGGAAAUAGAAACGUUUUACGAAACAACUUAA
Messenger RNA from Porites lobata, 5223 nucleotides. Lineage: Eukaryota; Metazoa; Cnidaria; Anthozoa; Scleractinia; Poritidae. The record is from the annotation of a GenBank genome assembly.